Molecule: messenger RNA, 4098 nt
Organism: Anopheles funestus (African malaria mosquito)
Lineage: Eukaryota; Metazoa; Arthropoda; Insecta; Diptera; Culicidae
Exons: 2
Coding region: 744-1649 (301 amino acids)
Source: RefSeq, a predicted model, not a curated record
GUAUUUCCUUUUGGUGAGGACGGAUUCGUCAAUUUCGACGGUUAAUCCAUCCCCACCAAUUUGCCCCUGGCUACAUUCAAAAUGUUCUGCGGUUACUUCCCGCAGAAUUGAAAACCACUUCGCAAUGGCACUCUUGCCUGCUCCACACUCGGCUGCAGCGCUGGAUCGCUUCGUAUCCCGCGACCAUUCAUACGUUAUCUCUAUCAACUUAGAUAGAGAUAAACGGGAAUUUUUGAAAAUGCUGUCCGUACGGACAGUACACUCCCACCCCGUGCAGCUCGAUGUAGGCUUGCAAAUCCACUUGCACGAAUUUGCCUUCCUAGUUGUUUUCAGUUUCAUCCGGCGAUUGCACUUGUUGCACAAUUGAACGGAUGGUAAAAUUUCCGCUUCCUGCAGCAACCGAACCAAACGCUGCUCGUCCUCAGUUAUCUUUUUCAGCUCGGUCAAGCUUUUCACAGCGGCCAAAACUUCCAUUAUUAUCACUUAAUUUUCUCUUCCAAAACGCAUCCAAUUUUAAUCUGUAAAGUGUAUCCAAUACCGUGGUAUGUUUAUACUAGACAGUGCUUUCGCGCCAAUUCAAUACAUUUGUGUAAAACGUACGAUAUAUUUGUAUUAUUCAGUUGGAUAGUAUAGGUACCUAAAUUGGCGCGAAAGCACUGUCUAGUAUAAACAUACCACGGUAUUGGAUACACUUUACAGAUUAAAAUUGGAUGCGUUUUGGAAGAGAAAAUUAAGUGAUAAUAAUGGAAGUUUUGGCCGCUGUGAAAAGCUUGACCGAGCUGAAAAAGAUAACUGAGGACGAGCAGCGUUUGGUUCGGUUGCUGCAGGAAGCGGAAAUUUUACCAUCCGUUCAAUUGUGCAACAAGUGCAAUCGCCGGAUGAAACUGAAAACAACUAGGAAGGCAAAUUCGUGCAAGUGGAUUUGCAAGCCUACAUCGAGCUGCACGGGGUGGGAGUGUACUGUCCGUACGGACAGCAUUUUCAAAAAUUCCCGUUUAUCUCUAUCUAAGUUGAUAGAGAUAACGUAUGAAUGGUCGCGGGAUACGAAGCGAUCCAGCGCUGCAGCCGAGUGUGGAGCAGGCAAGAGUGCCAUUGCGAAGUGGUUUUCAAUUCUGCGGGAAGUAACCGCAGAACAUUUUGAAUGUAGCCAGGGGCAAAUUGGUGGGGAUGGAUUAACCGUCGAAAUUGACGAAUCCGUCCUCACCAAAAGGAAAUACAAUCGCGGUCGCGUCUCAGCCAACAACCAAGUCUGGGUGGUUGGCGGCAUCUGUCGCGAAACGCGAGAAAUUUUUUUGGAGCUGGUUGAGCAACGUGAUGCUGCAACACUACACCGGAUCAUCAACCAGCAUGUGGCUCCCGGUACAACGAUCGUGACCGAUGGUUGGCGUGCAUAUAAUGGUAUUGAUCAGCACGGUUUUAUUCACGAAACCAUAAACCACUCGCAAAAUUUUGUGGACCCAAGCGAUCCUUUUGUGCACACACAAAAUAUCGAAAAUUUGUGGCGCUGGGUUAAGCCCUUUAUUCGAUCCAAAGGCACAAAGCGAGGAGUGCUGAUUAAGUACAUACGCGAGUAUGAAAUGAAACGGCAGAACCAGAACAGCUUCCUGAGUGUGUUGCAGGCCAUCAAAGCUGUUCAAGAUUUUGCGUAAUAUGCACGCCAUCAAGAUCGGUCCGGAUCAAGCGUAAGUUUUCCGAAUUUUUUCAUUUUUACUUCCAAAUACAUUUUUAAUUCAAUAAUUUCUUUCAAGCUGGCUGGCUAAUGCUAAGAAGAGGAUGUAUUAAUUAUUUUUAAAUUUUAAAUGUAAAACGUCCUCUAUCUUGGAACUCCGUAUCCUACCUCCACGUGGUGCUGGCUGGAAUAUGAUGUCUGCUAUAGACCAUCAUAUACUAACAGGAUCGGGGGCAUUACUUUUUUUUAUUUCUUUCCUUUUAUUUUAUAUCCAUUGUACAGGGUACUGCACACGAAGGCAUUAGCUGUACAAUAUAUUUUUUAAUUUACCGUUCCGUAUGAGGCCCAAUCAAACCUAUUUUAUUAACAAAAUGAAGAAUCCUUACAGUAAUCAAGUAGCAGGCCGAACAUCGCGAAUAUAAUAUGGUCUGGUUCGAAACGUUCACAAAGGAUUAACGGAUAACGGAUUAAGGAAAAGGGGACAAACAUUUCAGGUCAGUAUUGUUACAAGAUGUUUGAUUAGUUUACAGUUAGCACAAAUCUCAUUUUGAUUUGUUUGAAAUAUUUAUAAGCAGCCCUAGGGCUCGAAACAAACCACAAGCGAUCUACAACUUAGCUAUUAUGAUUAAUUAAGUUUAUCUUUCCUCUUUUAGGUAGCGACUCAUAAGGGGACCUCUCUCAGGAGAUAGCGGAAACAAACAGCGGAAAAGUUCACUCAUCAAAUCACAUACAUAUAAGUACAUAUAAUUAGCACAUACAUAUAGCAGGUACAUAUAAGAGUACAUAUAAUUAGCACGUCCCGGUACGGGUGAAAAAGCGAUAUCGGUUUGGAAAAUCAUUUCCAUCUCAGGGUUACUCGAUAACUCGAAAAUAUCGACUGAAAUUGUAUUGUAAGAGUUCAUACGAGCAAACCACUUCGAAUGGAACAGGUAAAAAACCAGUACAGGGCAAGAAUGUCUUAUGCAAAUGUAAUUUAUACAUAGUAUCAUUCAUGUGUACCAUUAUUCAUUCUAUAACAUUUUUCAGCAAGUGUAUUAUAGGAUCGGGGGUCAUGCUCAUACUUUCGGAGUGCGUUUACAUUUACUUUUGGCUGGCACUUGAUCGUCCAAACGAUCAUUUGGAAAUCUAAAAGAGAUUUCCCUUACUGAAGUGAUGGAGACAUUGACGCCUUACGUUAGGUGAGGGGACACUUGCCGCUGACUAAGUAAAAACUAGACUAUAGGUUUUGGGUACAUAAUACUCGCGACGUCUGGUCGUACAAUGAUCUUGCGACCAGUGUUCGCAGUUUGUUUUAAUGACAAUUUGCUGUUUCGUCAAAAUCCGUAAAUUAAAAAAUCUCGGUGCUGUGUGGAACUGCUGAGGUUCACCGAGAAUCAUAAUUACCAGAGAUAAGUACGGAUUGAUCGAUCGAAAUGGAUACGGCAAGCUUCAAGAGAUCUGUUGUAACGAAUGCGAUAUGACGUCAUGUGAUAGCUGUGACGAGUUUACAAUUGUAGAAAAUGAUUACUGUUAAUAUGAAACUGUACAAUUGAAACUGAGUGCCACUUGUAGAAAACUUGCUUUUACAUUUUAAAAUAAGUACCAAUUCGGCCGAAAUUACUUUUACAAGCACUAACCAUAACGCUAGCCUUUUUCUACCCAUAAAAGAUUUCGACACGUAUUGACUCUGCAGUUCAGUAUAUGUUCCGUUUUACUAGCGUAAGUAUUCAAUGUGUACUUCAAUUACAUAACUGGUUUGUAAACUAUGCCGCUUGCUUGGAAUGCACCAAGAACACUAUUCAACCUAACAAGGAUCAUAUUUAUCACUUCAUUCUCCAUCGUUAUCCCUCGUUGAAUGGAAUGUACAUAAACCUGAUCGUCAUUAUAGGGAAUGUAUAGUUCCGUUAUUAUAAUGCAACACAACGCCAUGGUGUCCGAAAAUAGUCUUUAAAAUGCAAUGUAGUGAGUGUGCAAAAUGAGCAUAAAACAUAAACUGAUACGGAGCAAACAUAAGUUCGCCUAUGAUUUUUUUUUUAACAUUUAUGCUACACUACCGACAUACAUAUUAUCAGCGUUUCACUUUGUGGCAUUGAUCGUAGGAACAAACUCUUUUCUGAUUGAAAGAGAGUAAUAGCCUUUGGCCUCUAGGUAAGCCCUCCGGUUUUUCAAUUCAGUAGCCUGUGUCAUCAUUUGGUUGCAUCACAAAAAUUGAUUGGUAGGUACUUAUAGUUUACCGGAUGCUUUCUUUGUCUUUAUAUUUUAUUAAAUAUAUGAUAAAUUGAAUUAUCGGGUUACUACCGAGCAUCUGGUCUGUGCGGAAUCGUUUUGAUUGCAAUGUAACGGCAAGCAAAAAUUGGCAACGAACUAUUUCUUCUCCACCUAAUGAUCUGAUAUUCCAUAGCUUCACGACCACUAAUCGCCUCGGAUGUACCAGACCUCGAGGAAGUUUG